Paramecium octaurelia is the source of this 504-nucleotide messenger RNA. The record is from the annotation of a GenBank genome assembly. NCBI's taxonomy places the organism in Eukaryota, Ciliophora, Oligohymenophorea, Peniculida, Parameciidae.
AUGAAAACUUAAACAUCCAAAAACUCACAUCGAUAGAUGUUUAUCGUUAGAAAUGAGUCAGCAGCCUUAUCCAGAAAACCUCAUUUAUAUUAAUCAUCGCCUUAACCGCCUAUAUAAUUUAUGAUUCAUGGCAAAUCUCUUGCUCCAACUAAAUUUAAGCCCUAAAACAAACCAACUCCCAAAGAAAUUAAACUAAAGUAAACUCUGAAAUCUGUACAUUUUAUAUCCCUAAUCCACUUAGAUCAAAUUUAAGUUGCAAUCUUUGAAAAUUGAAUAGUCAUAAAUUAAGAAAUAAGUCAUUUAACAAUCAUAAACUUUCAGAUCUCAUUUGCAAUAAAUAUCUUCCACUCAAGAAUUAAAUAUUAAUGCAAUGCAAUAAUGUUUUAAAGAACAAACUAAGUAUCCAUUUAUUUCUAAAUUUUUUCCAGGUUCUUUUAACAAGAUAUUUCCAAACUCAAAUAAUAAAUCGAAGUGAUAAACUAUCAAGUUCAAUUUUUACAAUGA